Morus notabilis is the source of this 1959-nucleotide messenger RNA. Its product is annotated as transcription factor UNE10. The transcript has 6 exons. NCBI's taxonomy places the organism in Eukaryota, Viridiplantae, Streptophyta, Magnoliopsida, Rosales, Moraceae. Gene Ontology annotation, cellular component: nucleus. Gene Ontology annotation, molecular function: protein dimerization activity. Bases 235 to 1722 code for a protein of 495 amino acids. The record is from RefSeq and is a predicted model, not a curated record.
CCGAAAAAUGAUCAGCACCCUCCUCCGUCUAUCCUUAUUCCCAUUCCCCCUUCUCUCUCACUCUCAAGCACAUAAAAGCCUCGAGAGCAAUAAAAUGUCAUUUUAACCAAAAAAACAAAAAACAAAAAACAUAGUACAAUUCCUAUUCCUCCUUUUUCUCCUCCUCCUCCGUCUAGCUUCUUAUUCCUCAAUCCACACCAAAGUACUUAUAAUCAUAAUAAACGACACCAAAAAAUGAGCCAGUGUGUUCCUAGCUGGGAUCUCGACGACAGUCCUCCUGCCAGGCUUCCCCUUCGUUCCCGCUCCCACUCCAUCGCUCCUCAUGAUGUCCCUGCCUUGUUAGAUUACGAGGUGGCAGAGUUGACAUGGGAAAACGGGCAGAUAGCCAUGCACGGCUUAGGGCCACGGCGCGUACCAAACAAGCUCUUAACCAACACUACUUCCACCACCACUGCUACUCCAACUACAAAUUCCCAUGCUUGCAAGUACACCACCGCCACCGCCACCACCGCGUGGGAAAAGCCAAGCGCCGGCGGAACCCUAGAGUCUAUAGUCAACCAAGCCACCAGGUCAUCAUUCCCCCACAAGCCUCCCUCCUCCGCGAAUGCUGAAUUAGUCCCGUGGUUCGACCACCACCACAACGCCGCUGCCGCCGCUAUGACGACCAACAUGGACGCUCAAGUCCCUUGCUCCAACCGACACCACCACCACAACGACGUCGUUUCUCGCCGUCCCUCCGCCAGAGCGGGCGGCGGCGGAGUGAAUAUCGGGUCGUUAUACACGCAGGUUUCAUCGUGCAGUGGCGCCGCAACAAGGGACGAGAAUAAUAAUGCGGCGGCGGGGCAGCAGAUGAAACGCGCCAGGGUGGCGGCGCGUGUGCCGCCGGAGUGGAGCGUGAGCGGCACGAGCGGGAGCCACCAGGUGACGAUGGAUCAGUACUCGUGCGAGAGGGAUUUUGGCGUGGGUUUUAUGACUUCGACUUCGCUCGGGUCGCCGGAGAAUGCCAGCUCCGGAAAACCGUCCACCAAAGCCGCCACCGCCACCACCACCGCAGCAGACGACCACGAUUCUGUUUGUCACAGUAGACUCCAGAGGGAAUCAGGUGAUGAGGAAGAGGAGGAGGAGGACAAAAAGAAGGGGAGUGGAAAAUCCUCAGUUUCAACUAAAAGGAGUAGAGCUGCUGCAAUACAUAACCAGUCUGAACGAAAAAGGAGAGAUAAGAUCAACCAACGGAUGAAGACGCUGCAGAAGCUGGUCCCGAAUUCCAGCAAGACUGAUAAAGCUUCAAUGUUAGACGAAGUGAUUGACUAUUUGAAGCAAUUGCAAGCUCAAGUCCAAAUGAUGAGUAGAAUGAACAUGCCUGCCAUGAUGUUGCCAGUGGCCAUGCAACAACAACUUCAGUUGUCAAUGAUGAGCCAUAUGGGCAUGGGAAUGGGAAUGGGCAUGGGCAUGGGCAUGGACAUGAACACGAUGGGCCGGCCCAACCUACACGGCAUCUCGCCGGCGGUUCUCCACCCAAACCCGUUCAUGACGAUGGCUCAAUGGGAUGGCUCCGGCACCGUCGAUGGCCGAUUACAACCCCAAAUGGCGGCAGUAAUUCCGGACCCCUUGUCACAAUUCUUUGCUUGCCAAUCACAGCCGAUGACGACGGAGGCUUAUAGUAGGAUGGUUGCAAUGUAUCAGCAGCUUCAUCAACCUCCAGCUUCAAGUUCUAAGAGUUAAUCAUGGAUGCUCCAAUAUUUCUACAUUAAAAGGCCAAAGGCCAUAGGCAAAUUUCCAUUGGGAUUCAGAAGAAGAUGAUCAUAAUCAGGAUUUAUUAUGUGUUGCGAUUCUUACUUUUAGUGGGAGCAAUUUAUGUGAAUAUGCCUCUUCUUCGGGUGUCAGGAAACUAAUGUGGUGCAUUUUUGUACAAUUUUAAGCUUGUACUCUCAUAUGACAUAUUGAGUUCGUAAAUCUUUU